This is a messenger RNA of Macrobrachium nipponense, 1059 nucleotides long. RefSeq names its product tigger transposable element-derived protein 1-like. The record is from RefSeq and is a predicted model, not a curated record. Gene Ontology annotation, molecular function: DNA binding. Bases 1 to 1059 code for a protein of 352 amino acids. NCBI's taxonomy places the organism in Eukaryota, Metazoa, Arthropoda, Malacostraca, Decapoda, Palaemonidae. Gene Ontology annotation, cellular component: nucleus. The transcript has a single exon.
AUGAAGAAGGGACAUAGAAAUUCUUGGGCUUUGGAGAACCAGCUCCUGAAGAGGAAGACGAAGAAGAAGAGCCACAACCGGGACUCCUCAGCUCCCCAAGGAUUUCAGGUGAGCAAAGGAUGGUUCCACCGGUUCAAGAUAAGGUUCCAACUAAAGUCUGUUUCCCUACGUGGGGAAGCUGCAUCUGCAGACAAAGAGGCAGCCGCAAAAUAUCUGGAGGCCUUCAUGAAAAUAAUCCAGGAGAAAGGAUAUCGCCCAGAACAGGUGUUCAAUAUGGACGAAACUGGCCUGUUCUGGAAGAAAAUGCCGUCCUGGACGUACCUUAUGAAGGAUGAAGCUAAAGCCUCCAGAUUCAAGGCACAAAAGGACACGGUGACCCUCCUGAUGUGCAGGAAUGCUGCUGGUUUUAUACUGAAACCAGGCCUCAUUUACAAGGCUGCAAAUCCCAGGGCACUCAUGAACAAGAACAAGGCGUUACUGCCCGUCUUCUGGAUGCAUAAUCCCAAGGUCUGGGUCACCAAAGUCCUUACGGAGUACUGGUUUCACCAGAGUUUCAUUCCUCAAGUUAGGCAAUACCUGGCCAAUUUGGACAUCAACGUCAAGGUUUUGCUCAUAAUGGACAAAGCUGGUGGCCACCCUCUCGAUCUUUAUUCCAAGGGAGUCCAGCUUGAGUUCCUUCCUCCCACCACCACCUCUCUCCUCCAGCCUAUGGAUCAGGGCAUCAUCCGUGCCUUCAAGGCACUCUACACCAGGAACUCCCUCCAACACCUUGUUGAUGCAAUGGACCAUGACAGCAAAUUUACGCUGAAAGAUUAUUGGCGUAAAUUCACGAUGGCCACGUGUCUGUCUGUCAUUGACCGGUCGUUGAAGGACAUGAAGGAGGAGACCCUGAAUGCCUGCUGGAGUAACUUGUGGCCAGACUGUGUCCACAAUUAUACAGGCUUUUCUCCUCAGGAAAUCCAGCAUUCGGCCAUUAAUAAGGCCGAUCAGUUGGCAAAAAUUCUUGGUGGUGAGGGCUUUGACGACAUCACCGAGGAAGAAUUUGGCACCCCUCAUUGA